Molecule: messenger RNA, 1620 nt
Organism: Haliaeetus leucocephalus (bald eagle)
Lineage: Eukaryota; Metazoa; Chordata; Aves; Accipitriformes; Accipitridae
Gene: SERPINH1
Product: serpin peptidase inhibitor, clade H (heat shock protein 47), member 1, (collagen binding protein 1)
Exons: 4
Coding region: 36-1253 (405 amino acids)
Biological process (GO): negative regulation of endopeptidase activity; collagen fibril organization
Cellular component (GO): endoplasmic reticulum
Molecular function (GO): serine-type endopeptidase inhibitor activity; collagen binding
Source: RefSeq, a predicted model, not a curated record
GCAGGUCCUCAGAGGUGUUGGGUGCCGCUGAAGCCAUGUGGAUUACUCUGGUGCUCGCUCUCUGCGGCCUCGCUGCAGCCGUGCCAUCGGAGGACAGAAAGCUGAGCGACAAGGCAACAACGCUGGCUGACCGCAGCACAACGCUGGCCUUCAACCUCUACCAUGCCAUGGCGAAGGACAAGAACAUGGAGAACAUCCUGCUGUCCCCCGUGGUCGUGGCCUCUUCCCUCGGCCUCGUGUCCCUCGGGGGCAAAGCCACAACCGCCUCCCAAGCCAAGGCAGUGCUCAGCGCGGACAAACUGAAUGAUGACUACAUGCACAGCGGGUUGUCCGAGCUCCUGAACGAGGUCAGCAACAGCACAGCCCGCAACGUCACCUGGAAGAUCGGCAACCGCUUGUACGGCCCUGCCUCCAUCAACUUCGCCGAUGACUUUGUGAAGAACAGCAAGAAACACUACAACUACGAGCACUCCAAGAUCAACUUCCGAGACAAGAGGAGCGCCCUGAAAUCCAUUAACGAGUGGGCAGCCCAGACCACGGAUGGGAAACUCCCAGAGGUCACGAAAGAUGUUGAGAAAACCGAUGGGGCCCUCAUUGUCAAUGCCAUGUUCUUCAAGCCUCACUGGGAUGAGAAGUUCCACCAUAAGAUGGUGGACAACCGUGGCUUCAUGGUGACCCGUUCCUACACUGUGGGAGUUCCUAUGAUGCAUCGCACAGGUCUCUACAAUUACUAUGAUGAUGAGACAGAGAAGCUCCAGGUGGUAGAGAUGCCACUUGCUCACAAGCUCUCCAGCAUGAUCUUUAUCAUGCCAAACCAUGUGGAGCCUCUGGAGAGGAUUGAGAAACUGCUGAACAGGGAGCAGCUAAAGGUCUGGGCUGGCAAGAUGAAGAAGAGAUCAGUGGCCAUCUCGCUGCCUAAGGUCGUCCUGGAAGUCAGCCACGACCUUCAGAAACAUUUGGCUGAUCUGGGCCUGACAGAAGCCAUUGACAAAACCAAGGCUGACUUGUCAAAGAUCUCUGGCAAGAAAGACCUUUACCUGUCCAACGUCUUCCACGCUGCUGCCCUUGAAUGGGACACGGAAGGGAACCCCUACGAUGCUGACAUCUACGGCCGAGAGGAGAUGAGGAACCCCAGGCUCUUCUAUGCUGACCACCCCUUCAUCUUCAUGAUCAAGGACAGUAAAACCAACUCCAUUCUCUUCAUUGGCAGGCUCGUGAGGCCCAAAGGGGACAAGAUGCGUGAUGAGUUGUAGUUAGGUUUUUUUUUUCCCAGAGCUUUGGUUUGUGUGUUUUUUAGUGGGGGAUUUCAAAAAAGGGGAAACACUAUUUUGUAUCCUUCUCGAACUAUGGGUGCUAUUCAGACCAGGGUGCAUUGUGAUGAGAAACCAGCAUACACUUUACCUCACCCCAAAAUACUUAUUGCACAAACCCACCUCCAGAGAGGAACAGGGAAGCUUGGCACAAGAGGGUCACCAGGAGUGGAAGGGAACUGGCAUGCACUGUCUCAGCUACUGGCAUUCUCAGCUGAGAUGUUCAGGCUGAUGCCUAGCUCCUCCCUACACUAGAGUUAAGCCUCCUGCUAAGUACCUUGCUGCUACCAUCAGCCCUGCAAAGGCACAA